Mugil cephalus (flathead mullet) is the source of this 2384-nucleotide messenger RNA. It is a transcript of the gene npy7r, whose product is annotated as neuropeptide Y receptor Y7. Gene Ontology annotation, cellular component: membrane. Gene Ontology annotation, molecular function: neuropeptide Y receptor activity. The coding region runs from base 137 to 1252 and encodes 371 amino acids. The record is from RefSeq and is a predicted model, not a curated record. Lineage: Eukaryota; Metazoa; Chordata; Actinopteri; Mugiliformes; Mugilidae. Gene Ontology annotation, biological process: G protein-coupled receptor signaling pathway. The transcript has 2 exons.
UGCGCACUAGGCGCUACAGGCUGGGAGGAGCUUCGGGAUUUUUCCCACUUGUUUCAUGCCACUCUCGAGUGAAGACUCGCUCGCAAAAGGAGAAAUAGGGGGAAGGGCGUCGCGACGGCCUUGAUCUUCCAACACAAUGAGCCCGCCAGACACAUCCAACGGAACAGGGGAAGGGGAGGCCGCUGAAACCGGUCCCUCAGUUCUAGUUAACGACAGCGCGGGUUUGCGCCCGCCUGGCUUCGACAGCGACGUCACCAAGCACAUCGGCGUCCAGAUCACCUUGAUCACGGCGUAUUCGCUGAUCAUCAUGCUGGGGCUGCUGGGGAACUCGCUCGUCAUCUACAUGAUCAUUCGCUACAGAAACAUGCGAACAGUGACCAACUUUUUCAUAGCCAACCUGGCCCUUGCAGACCUUCUUGUGGACACGCUUUGCUUGCCCUUCACUCUGGUGUACACUCUGCUAGAUGAGUGGAAGUUCGGGGCCGUGUCGUGCCACAUGGUGUUCUUUGCCCAGGCCCUGAGUGUGCACGUGUCCAUCCUGACUCUGACCGUCAUAGCUCUGGAGCGCUACCGCUGCAUCGUCUUCCACCUCGGCCGCCGCCUCACGUGGGGGUCCAGCUUCCUCAUCAUGGCACUCACCUGGAUUCUGUCCGCUGUUCUCGCAGCGCCCCUGGGCAUUUUCAGAGAGUACCACAUCGAAGAGUUCCCUUCCAUCAACCUGCGUAUAGCCGUCUGCUCUGAGAAGUGGCCCAACGGGAGCAGCAGGGACGGGGUCAUCUACAGCCUCUCAAUGCUGCUCCUGCAGUACAUCAUUCCUUUAGCCGUCAUCAGUUAUGCCUACAUAUGCAUCUGGGUCAAACUGAAGAAUCACGUCAGCCCCUCCAGCCGCAACGACAGCAUCAAGCGCCGCAAAAAGACCACAAAGAUGUUGGCGCUGGUGGUGGUGGUGUUCGCUAUCUGUUGGCUGCCCUUCCACGUGUUCCAGCUGGCCAGCGAUCUGGACCUGGUGCUCAGGUUCAAGGAGUAUAAACUGAUAUACACGGUGUUCCACAUUGUGGCAAUGUGUUCGACUUUCGCCAACCCCCUGCUGUACGGGUGGAUGAACAAAAACUACAGGAAUGGCUUCCUCAUGGUCUUCCGUUGCGAGGACAAGCCAGAAUCGUUCCACCCGGAGGGCUCGUUCAGGACUCGCUCCAUGAGGGGGAUGACUCUGAACGGCUGUAACGGCGGACACCCUCCCACCGCUGUGUGAGGUUAACAGUUUAAAAUGCCUGUAAAUCAUGCGCCUCUUUUUAGAGGUACUUGUGGUUCUAAAGUAGGCUUUUGACUUGAUUGGUCUGAUCUCUAUCUAUCUGUGUCAGUGGAAAGGACCCAAAGCUUUGCAUGCAAAUUGCUUUAUGUAAAGCUCUUCUUUCCUUUCAUGAAUGGUACUUGUGAAAUACAUUUUGUCAAACCUAUAUAUGUGUUUAAAAUGUUUACUUAGGUGUUAUUUAUCUUGGUAUAACGUACGAUGUGUUCUCCCGUAAAUGCAGAACCCUUGUUAUAAGCAAUGUCUCAUUGUUUUAAUGAAGGGAAGGCUGUGAUUAUUGUGACUGUGAGAGUUUCACAACUGUUUUUCUAUCACUUGGCUGUUGAAAACAUUUGGAUGAUUGUCACUUAAUUAAUCCAAAUGCUGUGUUUUUGAUUAGUAGGAAUAUUCUAGCAGAGAAAUGUUCAAUCCGUGUCCAAGAAAUCCAGGGGAGGAAAAUUUUCUGUCCGAACAGGAAGCUAAUUGUCUUCACCUGGCAACCAGCUGUUCCUGAUUAGACCGAGCUGCAGGACUCUGUUUCCAGAGGAAUGGGAUUGAAAGUUAUUGAUGUCUUCGUCGCACAAUGUGGCCGGCUCCUUUGGGGAUGAAAGGAGUCUGAAUGUGCAAUUCUACAUGUAUUACCGUGCUGCUAAAGUGUCCUUUGAUGGUGGUCUUUAAUGAACACGGCAUCAUUAAGGAACAGCAAGGCCUCUGGGCACAAAUAUAUACCGAGCCCUAGCUCCACACAUAAAUCUCCGACCUGACUGACCAUCAAGAGAAAUUAUGUUUUGUGCCUCCAUGUCAAAUAAAGAGACUUUGACUGGGAUAUGUUUAUUUGAUUAUGGUGGAAGUUAAGUAAAUGCCUGUCAGAGUGCAUACAAAUAAAGCAUGUCUUCUGAAAGCAUUGUAAUAAAACUGAAAAUGUAUUUUAACACUCGCGCUGCACAGAGGCUGCUCCUGGUCUAAUCCUGCGGUCUGAUGCGUGUGCCUUGUAUGGCUAGGGUCCGCAGGAAGGAUAAACUUUAAUUCUCUGAACCUGACGGCUGAAAAAUCCAUGUGUACACUAACAAACCUUGGGCUUAAUCUUGAGGGAAAA